This is a messenger RNA of Aspergillus mulundensis, 630 nucleotides long. RefSeq lists its product as uncharacterized. The record is from RefSeq and is a predicted model, not a curated record. Lineage: Eukaryota; Fungi; Ascomycota; Eurotiomycetes; Eurotiales; Aspergillaceae. Bases 1 to 630 code for a protein of 209 amino acids. The transcript is spliced from 3 exons.
AUGGCCAUAACAGAGCUCCUCCUCCCAACCUUCAAAACAGACCCUUCGUCCAUCGCAAACUUUGCAUUCCAAGCCCCAUCGCUCUUCGCGCACUUCCGCGGCGUCCGCGGUCUGCAAUCAUUCUUCCGCGGACGGAUUGUAGCGGAAAAUGGUGAGGCCGUUGAUGGCGAUAGCGGUCGCGGCGUCCUUAUCUUGGAAUGGGAUGACAUCUCCUCCUUCCACUCUUUCUACCCGGACUCCCCGACGUUUCAGGCGUUUCUUGCCGUCGCGAAACAGUUUGUUACGGAGAGGGAGUAUCCUGAGCUUUUUGGGACUAUUACGUCUUCAGUUCCGUGUGCGGAGGCGAGUGUUACGCAGAUUGUUAAGGUUCUUGAGGGGCCGGAGACGGAGGAGAUUUGGAACAGGCUAAGAGCGCUUCUAGAGGGUCAGGGGUUUGGGGCGGGGGGCUUUUCGAGUGCGCGGGGGAUUGAGGAGCAACGGGGUUACUUUUUGGGGAUGGUUGGGUGGCAGAAUUUGGAGGACUACGAACGAUCGAGAACAAGCGUUGAUGUUGUUGGAGCUCUUAGGGAGCUCGGUGCUGGCGGAGUGAUCCUUGAUUUAGUCGUCCAAAUGGAGCGUAUUGCUGUCUAG